AUGUGGAAGAUCCGUUUCCAGUACCCACCCUCAACCCAUGAGCUCCUCCAGUUCCUGUGCUCUGCCCAUGAGACCCCGGGGCCUGUCCCCUCCCUUCUGCUGCUUGACGGCCUGGAAGAAUACCUAGCUGAGGACCUGGGGCCCCAGGAAGCCGCCUACCUUGCUGCCCUUCUUCUGGACACAGCUGCCCACUUCGGCCACCGGGUUGGGCCUGGCCAAGGCUGUGGCCUCAUUGUGGCCCUCCAGACCCAGGAGGAGGGAGAUAGUGGGGAUGCCCUGCACCUGUCACUGCUCCAGAGAUAUUUCCCUGCCCAGUGCUGGCUGCAGUUUGAUACACCAGGCGCAGGACAGUGCUGCCGCAGAGCCUGCCUGGAGCCAGGUGGGCAGGGCCCCAGGGCAGAGUGGUUGAUGGCUUUCCAACCAGAUGGACAGAUGACAGUCACCCCAUGGCCUACCCAGGCUGAUGAUCCCAAUUCAAACAAGUGUUCAAGCUCUGGAGGCCAGCCUUGAGAUUUGGUGUGUGACCGCCUAUCUAUGCCUCAGUUUCCCAUGCCAGGAAUACUUACCACAGGGACACAUGCAGAUUCAAAGACCUAAAGAAUGUAAAGUGCAUUUUUUCUUUUAAAAAUAGCAUUAUCUUGUACAUAUUGUAUCCUAACAUAUUGUUUUAGUUUUGCUGUUUUAAACUUUAUGAAGAGUUUCAUGAGAAAUGUCAUCUUCUGAGAAUUCUUUCUUCUCCCCCUCAACAUUAUUACUAAGAUUCAGCCACAUUUUUUAGUCUACUUUCUCUACUGCAUAUAAUUCCAUGGGUAACUAUACCCCAAUUUAUUCAUCAAAUUGACUUAUUUAGUGCUAUGAACAUUCUUGCACACAUGUCCUGGCGUAUGUGUGUGAGGGUUUUUAGGAUUUAAACCUAGAAUUGGAAUUGCUGGAGCAGAAGGUAUGCAUAUGUUCAACUUUCCUAGGUUAUGUCAAACUUUUAAAAAAUGGUUAAACCUGCACUCCCAUUGAACCGCUUGAUCACAUUUGGUGUCAUCAGUGUACUUUCUUAGAAUGGGGCCUGAUAUAAAAUAAAGCCCUAUGAAUUAUUGUUA
This is a messenger RNA of Pteropus alecto (black flying fox), 1094 nucleotides long. RefSeq names its product SWIM-type zinc finger 7 associated protein 1 (gene SWSAP1). The transcript is spliced from 2 exons. Gene Ontology annotation, molecular function: single-stranded DNA binding. Gene Ontology annotation, biological process: double-strand break repair via homologous recombination. The record is from RefSeq and is a predicted model, not a curated record. Gene Ontology annotation, cellular component: Shu complex. NCBI's taxonomy places the organism in Eukaryota, Metazoa, Chordata, Mammalia, Chiroptera, Pteropodidae. The coding region runs from base 1 to 510 and encodes 169 amino acids.